AGUCACGUUUACUUUUCCUGUCACCCGUGCUUUUAAUUUGUAGACUUUCCUGUUUCUCUAAGUUCCUCUUCCGGUUUCUUUUUUCUAACAGGAAGUUGAGCGUUUAGAGGGGAAACACGGAAUGUCAGGUGUUUGUCUGAUUAAAAACAAGCCAAUGUUGAGAAGUUAGGACGUUUUGAAGCAUCUUAUGUGGUGAAAGCGUCUUACAAUCUUCUAACAAGCCCUUUACAAGCUUCCCCUGCAACAAUCAGCAUCUGGUCAUGAAGAGGGUGGUCUCAUUCCGCCGGAGCGAGGGGCAGAAGGGAACGUGCCCGAAUUUGUGCACUGAUGACGGAAGGUCAAUAACCCGCAGCCUCUUGUCUCCUCUGCGUCCGGGGAUUCAGCAGAAAGACGAUCUGUUGGAGCCACUCUCCCAGUUUGGGGGUUGCUGUUACGAGCGCCCCCACUACCACGGGGACCACGCUCGCCUUGACCGUCCACAUCCGUUCCAGCUGCUCUUUCAACCUUUGGGUUCAAAGCAGCCACACAAGACGCACCUGAGAACACCCACUGUCGCCUGUAUUGGCUUUGGCCACGCCCACUUUCUAUUAUCUUCCACAGCGGCCUCAGGAGAUGAAGUCACAUAAUCCACGAUCCCCACCCAAGGUGGUUGCAGUGCUGUUUGGAUACUCACAGAAAGAAGUAUUAUGUACACACUUUGUCAACGGAACCCGCUGGAGAUCAAAUCUGUGCCAAUCUCACACCAAAGUGACUCCCAGAAACGACUUUAAUAAUCAUAACGGAUAGAUGAAAAAUGGGCUGCUUCACGUUGGUCAAAGGGAUGAUGGUCUUCUUCAACUUGCUGAUUAUUCUGGGGGGUCUGACCUUGCUGGCCAUGGGAAUCUGGGCCAGUGUGGACGAGGGGACCUACCUUCAGCUGCUGGACCCUUUCUCCAGCCGUGGCCUGCAGCAAGUCAACGUUGGCUUUUUCUGCAUCGCCCUCGGAGCCUUUCUCUUGGUGCUGGGACUGCUGGGCUGCUGCGGCGCUGGCAAGGAGAGCAAAUGUCUGCUGCUCACGUUCUUCUCCAUCAUCCUGGUGCUUUUCAUCGCUGAGCUCGCAGCUGCUGUCGUCGCUCUGACCUAUUCCUCAUUUGCGGAGGAGAUCCUCCGAGCGUGGGCGACUCCUGCCCUACAGAAGGAUUAUGGAAGUGAUCCUGUGCUCAGCAACAUGUUGAACGACACCAUGAGCGAGCUGAAGUGCUGCGGUUUCACCAACUACACAGACUUUGUGGGCUCCCACUUUGCUGGCAAUUUACCACCAACCUGCUGCCUUGCUGACGUCUUCCCCUGCAGCCAGGAUGAAGCCAAGGAAAGUUCUGUUGAGGGUUGUUUUCAACAAAUCCUGAAGUUGCUCAAAGAGAACGCAAACAUUGUGGGAGGCAUUGCAGCGGGAAUUGGUGUCUUGGAGAUCACGGCCAUGGUCGUGUCAAUGUACUUGUACUGUCACCUGGACAAAAGAGUCAGCUGAGAAGGCAACAGAAGAAACUAUUAAAUAUAUAUUCAAUAUACAUAGUACAGUGUGAGGAAUAGUAUUUGAUACAAUGAUGUUUUUUGUUAACUUUUAUGUUAAUCUUCCAGUGAGAAAGAAAAUGUAAAAAAAAAAAAAAGAAAGCUUAUGAAAUAUUUUGUGUUGGCAAGUACUGUUUCUUGAGGUUGUACUUAUAGUAGUGUAAUUGUAUUUGUCAUCAUUGUAGUUUGUUGUAGUACUUGUUGUAAUAUACUUGUA
This is a messenger RNA of Entelurus aequoreus (snake pipefish), 1765 nucleotides long. Its product is annotated as tetraspanin-1. The transcript is spliced from 11 exons. NCBI's taxonomy places the organism in Eukaryota, Metazoa, Chordata, Actinopteri, Syngnathiformes, Syngnathidae. Gene Ontology annotation, cellular component: membrane. The record is from RefSeq and is a predicted model, not a curated record. The coding region runs from base 794 to 1507 and encodes 237 amino acids.